Molecule: messenger RNA, 3988 nt
Organism: Scomber japonicus (chub mackerel)
Lineage: Eukaryota; Metazoa; Chordata; Actinopteri; Scombriformes; Scombridae
Product: dapper homolog 3-like
Exons: 3
Coding region: 432-2504 (690 amino acids)
Biological process (GO): negative regulation of canonical Wnt signaling pathway
Cellular component (GO): cytoplasm
Source: RefSeq, a predicted model, not a curated record
UAAUAAUCACCACAAUCACACCAGUGUAUAGCUCACAUAGCCUAACAUUAUAUAUUCUAUCAUUAUUUAAUGAUAUUAAUCCAUGUUGUUUAUUCAGUUUGGCUUUUUGAUACUUUGAUAAAGUUAUUCAUUUAUUGCAGUGAGUCUGUUGAGGGUUCGGUAGAUUUUGGGUGUCUGGCAGGGCCAACAAAAGGCUGCAUGCCUUCAUAGGCUCCACCAACAGCUGUCCAAGUGAGGCAGCACAGCAGAGCGCAGGCUAGAGGAGGGGAAUGGGUCCGAGUCCGACAGCGGUGAGUUCAGUAGCUGAAGCCUCCAUCCGAUGCCGCCUCAUUGUGGGUAUCCUGAGAAUAAGACGAGUCUGUCGAACCACAAACGGAUUCAUUUAUCCUCCCUUUGUCGGGGAACAGUGAAGAAGAGAAGUGGAGGGUAGGAUGUCUUUGCAAGAGCUCGGCUCUUUUGGAGUCAUGUUCCCUGCGUUCUCUCUGCCCAUGAAAGCUGAGCGCAGUCGGAAUAAGGAGCGGCUGGAGGCCAGCCUGGCCGGCUUGUGUGAGCUGGAGCUGCUCAAACAGAGGCAGGAAUGCCGGGUGCUGAACGCUCUCUGCCUCGGAGACUCUCCGGUUCCCGGGCACCAGGCAUGGGGAGCUCUACGGGCUCGUUGUGCCCCGGACGCACCAAACGGCGACGCGUCGGAUGACUACGGCCUCAGGCUCCAAACUAGCAGUCUCCAGUGUACUCCCUGGGGUAUAAUGGCAUCUUUAGAGCAGCAGGUGGCACAGCUGAGGGUCACCACUGAGGUCAAAUCAGCAGAUUCUCCUGCCAAUCUGGACGACAGUCGACUCACUUCAGGAGAGGUCCUAGUAGCCAAGCGAGAUGGAUCCCCUGAAUCAAACUACAACACAGUGGUCCCUUGUUCUCCCUCAGUCCUUGAAGGGACAGUGGAGACAGAGACAGGAGAAACAUGGCUGUCAGAUCUGACAAGACGGUCCACGGUUACUGACACUUCUGGGGAGAUGAGGGAUGUUGACCUCAGUCAAGAUGAUCAUCAACAGUCCCAAAAGGUAGAGACUUAUAUAUUUGGAUUGAUCCAGCGCAGAGCCCUACCAUCACGCCCCUCAAAGCCCCGCACAAGCCUGGCACAUGAUGCCCGAGCUGUUAGUGUGGUGAGGCAGAGUAGCUUAUGCCGCAAAGAAGAGACACAUUCAACAAAGCAAGUGUCAGGUCAAGAAAUCCCUACUCUGUCCCAGUGCUCAGAGGGAACUGCUCCACAGGCUUGCCAUAACCUGGAUCAGGAGCGUUACACAGGGACAGGGUUUCCUGAAGAUCCCCCACCCCCCUACCACCACCACCUCCAGCAAAGUGUCCAGCAUCAACCAGGGCUGUACCACAAACCCAGGCAGGCCUCCAUGAUUAACAGCUCUCGUUCAACCUCACUAGACUAUCCAUCUAGCAGAGUUCUGCAAGCCCAACCAGACUCCAGCAGUAGUGAGCCUGAUUCACCCCAACAUUUUGCCAACUACCCUUCCCCUGCAGGUCUGUCAAAGCCUCACCAACCUUCACCUGAUGAGCAGCUGGUCAAUGCAGAGUAUAUACCAGCCCAGCCAUGCCGAGCCUCCACCAGAGCUUAUGCUCAUCACCAUUCCAAUCCCCACAAGGGCUCCGGGGCACCCAAGCCCAACCGAAGUACAUAUUCUCCAGAGAGAGGCCAUCAUCAUCAAGAGCAGCAACCUACUGCAUCUCAGAUCCAACCCUCCAGAUCUCGAGGGGGGGCCAAGAAAUGCCGCUCCAAUGAAGACAGAAAUGGUGCUAGUAAGAAGCAGGGUAGGAAGGCCUGUAGGUCUCAAUCAGAGAAUAGCUUGCAAAGGGUUCCAGAGCGCAAGUACAAUACAGUGGAGAGAGAUGGUGGAGGAAGUGGAAGUGGUGGAAGGGGAAGCCGCAGUAGUCAAUCCAGGAGCAAGAAACAACAGCAAGGAAGUGGAAGCUACCGGCGCUGGCAGUCCACCCUGGAGCUCAGCCAAGACGAGGCUGACCAGCCACCCACACAGGCACCCAUUCACAGCUCUUCAGCUUCAAACCAUAGGGACCAUUGUGCAAGGCGCACACGCAAAUCUCGGCCUACACACACAUCAUAUGCCUACCCGCACCACAACCUUAACCAUCACCACACCCACCAUCAUCAGCACAUGGAAUACCAGUUGGAGAGGGACCAAGUGCCAAUGUGUCAGACUAGUGAGGACUACCCUCACCCAGGUCAAGUAGAGUCUGAGACCAGCAUGAGCGAAGCUGACUCUCCAGAUUCCAGCUCUUUGUCCAGUGACUCAGAUGAAAGUGGAGGUCUGGUUUGGCCCCAGCAGCUACCCCCACAACUUUCCCUCCCAUCACCCCCUGCCCCACCUGGAGCACCGCUGCAGCCCAAGGCAUUUGUCAAGAUCAAGGCAUCACAUGCCCUUAAGAAGAAGAUCCUGCGCUUUCGCACAGGUUCACUGAAAGUGAUGACCACUGUAUAAAGUGGAAUAUUGGUCAAACUGAACCCAACAGAAUUGGAUAGCAUCAGUUGGUGGCCACAAUGAAACCUUUUUGUUUCGGCUUUCUUUGGAGGAAUAUCAGCUGCAUUGAACUAUGGACCUCAAAAUACAGUGAAUACAAAUUAAUGUGUACAUAAAAGUACUAUAAUCUUGACUGACUGAACUGACUGGAUGGUUUUAACCAGCUUUAACAAGCAAUGAAGGAAGCAGCUGUCACCAAACCAGCAUUUUGAAUUCAAAAAUGAGAUGAAAAAUUGUACCAAAAGUGUUCUCUUGUACUUAAAGUUUUACAUGGAUUACUCAUGUUUUGUCUAAGGGUACUGUAAAUUGGCCACAUUGGCCCUUAAAUACCCACACAUGCACACAUCCACUGAUAGAGUAUACCAUAGUUCAUGCUGAAAUUGCCUUUCAAGUCACACACAUUACCAAUUCAGUAUUCAAGUGAAUGGGAAGGUGUGUCCAAACUCUGACCGGUACUGUGGCUCUUUUCCACUACCGGAACUUAAUGACAAGUAACCUUGAUUCACUUUAACAUAACCUGACUUGUGAGAAUACCUACAGUCUAGGUUCUUGGUUCGUUCUUGUUUUCUGCUAUGUUUUACAAACCUGAAUAUUUUAUGUCAAAAGGUACCAGUGUCACACAUGGUUAUAAUUGCUUUUUGGUAGACAAGUGUGGCAAGUGCUGUUCUAUUGUGGGACAGAUAAAUAUAGUGGUGCUAAUGUAUUUACAUUUACAUAUUAUGACUUAAAUGUCAGUAUCAUUAAUUUAAUCGACUAGCCCCACUUUAAGUAGGGGGUCAACAGUACUGCAACCAAACCAGCUCCCACAUGCUGACUAGCUCUCCAGUGCUAGUGUAGCUCUGGGACACACCUGGUCCCUUAAGGAAACUGGCAGAUGCUGGUCUUGCUCUGUCUGUGGUCCAUACCAUCAAAAACCCUUCUGCUCCUCUAUUCUCUCCUGAUUCAAAAGACAGGGAGGUGAUGCUAGAAAUCUGGUGAAGAAAAUUCAAGAAAAUAUAGGGAUGUAGCUCAGUGUAAACAAUGAAUGUCACAUGAUUUUAAAAUUACCAAAACUACCUGAAUUAUGGGGAAAUGUAGUUAAACUAUUGACAUGCUCCCCAAUACUGUGCACUAAAUCUAUUCUUUACAUAAACAUUUGUAUGAAAAGGCAUCAAAACACGUUGGGUAUUCUGAAUCAGAGUAUAUUGAAACAGGCUUCCUUGCAGUGGUAACUAUUGUUAAUUGCUGUGUUUGUAACAAACCAGCUGUUGCAUUCCUUCCCCUGGAAGUACCUGGAGCUUGGAUAGACCACCUCCUCCUUAGGAGAUCCAAAAUGUAGGCUCAGGAACUCACCCCCAAAGUGGGGGAGUACAGCGGAAACAAACUGAAAAUAACUACCAUAAGCUGUAGGUCAUUACAGUCCUGUAGUGGAAAAGUCCUAACAAUGAGCUCCAAGUCAUCCAGUU